UUCUCAGCGGUGUUACUGCCACAGCCAUGUUCCGUGCCCUCGUCGUCUUGGCCCUGGCCUCCAGCGCCCUUGCUGGGUUCCUCCAUGGGGGCUACAAUCUCGGCCAUGGUGUCGGCCUAACCAGCUAUGGUCUUAGCCACGGAAUCGGUUACUCUGGCCUCACCGGCUUCGGUGUCGGCCACGGCCUUGCCUAUGGACCAGCCGCCAGCUACGCCGUUGCCGCCCCAGCUCUUGCUGGUGCCGUCUCCACCUACCAUGCUGCUCCAGCCGUGACCGCUGUUCACGCUGCCCCAGCUGUCACUGCUGUCCACGCUGCUCCAGCUGUCGCUACCUACGCCGCAGCUCCGGUAGCCACCGUUGCCGCUGCCCCAGCUGUGUCCCGCGUGACCACCUAUCAGUCCGCCCCAGUAAUCGCCGCCGCUCCGGCCGUCGCAACCGUGGCGGCUGCUCCAGCCGUGUCCCGCUUCACCACCUACCAGUCCGCCCCACUCGUUGCCACUGCUCCAGCUGUUUCCCGUGUCACCUACCAGGCCGCCCCAGCUGUCACUAAGGUCUACCAGAGUGCCCAAGCCGUCGCUGCCGCCCCAGCUGUCUCCCGCGUCACCUACCAGGCCGCACCAGCUGUCACUAAGGUCUACCAGAGUGCCCAAGCCGUCGCUGCCGCCCCAGCUGUCUCCCGCGUCACCUACCAGGCCGCCCCAGCUGUGACUAAGGUCUACCAGAGCACACCAGUCGUCGCUGCCGCCCCAGCUGUCUCCCGCGUCACCUACCAGGCCGCACCAGCUGUCACUAAGGUAUACCAGAGCGCCCCAGUCGCCGCUGCUGCCCCCGCUGUGUCCCACGUCACCUACCAGGCCGCCCCAGCUGUGACUAAAGUCUACCAGAGCGCCCCAGUUGUCGCCGCUGCCCCAGCUGUUGCCACCGUGGCCGCUGCCCCUGCCGUGUCCCGCGUCACCACUUUCCAGUCCGCUCCAGCUGUCGCCACAUACGCUGCCCCAGCUGUCACCAAGGUGUUCCAGUCUGCCCCUGUUGUAGCUGCUGCCCCUGCAGUGGCAACGGUCGCCCACGCUACCCCAGUCGCCACCUACGCCGCUGCUCCAGCUUUCGCCACCGUUCAUGCUGCCCCAGCUGUUGCCACUACCACCGUUCACCAUGCCCCAGCUGUCGCCACUGUCGCACAUGCUGCCCCAGCCUUCGCUGCCUUCCACGCCACCCCAGUCUACGGCUACGGUGUUGGAAGCCUAGGCUACGGCGCUGGUCACUAUGGCCUCGGCCACGGAAUUGGUGUCUACGGCCUGAACUACGGAUAUGGUCUUGGCACUCCCUUCGACUACAACACCCUCGUCCGCAGGAAGAAGUAAAUAAUUCCACUCUUAAGAGGACAUGGUGCGUCGAAAAGGAAAUGAAGAUUAUGCUGUGCUUAGGCUCAGUUGUGCAUAUUGUUAAAUAUUUGUCAAAAUAAAUGUUUCUGU
This is a messenger RNA of Dermacentor silvarum, 1472 nucleotides long. Its product is annotated as calphotin-like. Bases 27 to 1361 code for a protein of 444 amino acids. The record is from RefSeq and is a predicted model, not a curated record. The transcript has 3 exons. NCBI's taxonomy places the organism in Eukaryota, Metazoa, Arthropoda, Arachnida, Ixodida, Ixodidae.